This is a messenger RNA of Alligator sinensis (Chinese alligator), 3812 nucleotides long. It is a transcript of the gene XPNPEP3, whose product is annotated as X-prolyl aminopeptidase 3. Bases 820 to 2172 code for a protein of 450 amino acids. Lineage: Eukaryota; Metazoa; Chordata; Crocodylia; Alligatoridae. The transcript is spliced from 11 exons. The record is from RefSeq and is a predicted model, not a curated record. Gene Ontology annotation, cellular component: mitochondrion. Gene Ontology annotation, molecular function: manganese ion binding; metalloaminopeptidase activity.
GCCUCCACUUCCUUCUAGGCACGGAUGCCCCCAGCUUGGCCCCCACUGCCCACGUGCUGGGGGUGGCGCCGGUGCUGCCAGGUGCACGGUCAUGGUCGGAUUUGUACGAACGUUUACCCUGUUGUACGAGCAGUAAUGGUACAAGCGUUCAAAAUUGUAGGAUCAUUUUGGAGGCAGCUUAGGCACGCAGCAGGUGGAAAACCCAAGUCACUGGCAAAACUGACUCUCGGGUUUGCUGUGACGGCUCACCUCAAGAUUAGGGUUGCCAGCCCUCCAGGAUUGCCCUGGAGUCUCCAGAUAUAAACCUCCAGGAGACUGCAGAGAGGCACCCAGGGGAUGAAUGACAGGGCAUUCAUUAAAAUAAAUAUUAAAUGUUGAAUCUGAUUUAUGCAGUAGUUCAGUGGGUUUUAAAAAUGUAAUAGUCAUGUGUAUUUGCCUUCCUGACUAAGUCUGUGCGCUGUACUCCGUAACUGAUACAUGCAAGCAUGCAGGCACAUUCGUGUUGUGUGUCAUGGGCACGUUGGCAUUCCCGAAACUUCCCGGAAUAGAUUCAAACAGGGUUGACAGUCCUACUCAAGACACAGAAAUGCUUAGACUGUGAUGACCCAGCUCUCACUCGCUGGCAGCUUGCAGUGAACAAUAUAAAUAGCAGAGCCAAGAAUGCUACCCAGGAGACUGAACCCCUUCAGACUGCAAGUUCUGUUUCCUUCGGAGGUUUUCCAUUCAGCCUGCCCAGCAGAGGAAAAUUCCAAACCGGUACCUGGGUCAGCCUAGCCCCUUCACACACCCACACCUUCUCAAGCCAGGUAAAGAUCCUGAAUGGCAGGGGAGGUAACACCAGGGCUGUCCCAGGUGGAAUAUGCUCUACGCCGACAUAAGCUGAUGAGUUCGAUCCAGAAGGAGGCUAAAGACUGGGGUGGUAUGGACCACACAGUGAUUCUGCUAUCCAACCCCACCUAUUACAUGAGCAAUGACAUCCCAUACACCUUCCACCAAGACACUAAUUUCCUGUACCUGUGUGGGUUCCAGGAACCUGACAGCAUCCUGGUGCUCCAGAGUCUGCCUGGCAAAGUGCUGCCAUCUCACAAAGCCAUGCUUUUUGUACCACGUCGAGACCUAAACCGAGAGCUGUGGGAUGGGCCGCGAUCAGGCACGGAUGGGGCAGUAGCUCUCACAGGAGUGGAUGAAGCUUAUACCAUAGAGGAGUUUAGAAACCUGGUGGCCAAACUUAAAGGUGAGUCAAAUGUGGUUUGGUAUGACUAUGCAAGGCCUGUGCACCCUCAGCUCCACUCUGAGUACCUGCAGCCUCUGACUGAGAUGAAAACUGGAAGCAAAAACCGUAUCCGAGGUUUCUGUCACCUGGUGCAAAACCUCCGGCUGAUCAAAUCCUCUGCAGAGAUUGAGAGGAUGAAGGUUGUUGGAAGGGUGACAUCACAGGCUUUCACAGAAACAAUGUUUGCCAGCAAAUCCCCAGUGGAUGAAGCAUUUCUGUAUGCCAAGUUUGAAUUUGAGUGCCGGGCUCGUGGUGCUGACAUCUUGGCUUACCCCCCCGUUGUUGCUGGUGGUAACAGGUCUAACACCUUGCACUAUGUGAAAAACAAUCAGCUUAUCAAGGAUGGUGAAAUGGUCUUGCUAGAUGGCGGGUGUGAGUCUUCCUGCUAUGUAAGUGAUAUCACCCGUACAUGGCCCAUCAAUGGCAGGUUCACUGGUCCCCAAGCAGAGCUGUACCAGGCAGUCCUGGAGGUCCAGAAGUCUUGUCUGAGCCUCUGCUCCCCAGGUGUGAGCUUGGAGAACAUCUACAAUCUCAUGCUGAGCCUCACAGGGCAGAAGCUAAGAGAACUGGGGGUGCUAAGGAGAAGCAUUGAUGAGAACCACUUCUUCAAGGCUGUCCGGAAGUACUGCCCGCAUCAUGUGGGCCAUUACCUGGGUAUGGAUGUUCAUGACACACCCAGCAUGUCCCGAUCACUUCCACUGCAGCCAGGCAUGGUGAUAACCAUUGAACCAGGGAUUUAUAUCCCAGAAGAUGACCUGGCUGCCCCCAAGAGGUUCCGUGGCAUUGGUAUACGAAUUGAGGAUGAUGUUGUAGUGACAGAGGACACACCGCUAAUCCUUUCUGCAGACUGUCCCAAGGAGAUCUACCACAUUGAGCAGAUCUGUGGCCACAGUUUGUGACCUUUCUCCUCUGCCUCUUCCAGCUUCCUCAGGUUCUCCAGGAAACACACUCCUGUGCACCCUGACAGAUGUGUAUUUUUGUAAAUGGACAUGGUUCCUGGGCAGUGAGAGUUGAGGGCUAGUUUGGAGGGUGUUGCUGCUCCAGGAACUGAGGGAGUUAUGAGGGAGACCUUGGGCAAUGUGGCUAUUAAAAUAAAGAGCCAAUUAUUUAUAUAUCUAAUUUUUGUUCUUGUUAGUGUCAAUUCAACAAAGGAUCCAGAGUGCAGGAAGUAGAUUCCUUACCCUGCCACAUAGAUCCUUCCCCUUCUUCUCUGUUACAUGGUGAGACAGUUUUGCUCAGCAUAGCCCUUUGCCUGGCUCUGUCUACUUCGUAAUGAAUGGAAUAUAGCAGCUGUGAUCCAGGCUCCAGGCAGAUUGCUCUUUGCUAGCAGUUUUGCACCAGGGCAGUCAAUCACAGAUGUUCAAAAUUAAAAUUUCAAAGUCGUCUCAGAGGGCAGGCACAAGCUGGGGGACAACUUUGGCUUCUGCAGUAGCAAUGACAAAAGGGGAUUGGACAGAUUAGCAAUUGGGCUCAGGCUGUGGUAGUUUGUAGUCAGUGAGGAAGGGUUUUAGCAUCUGAGGAUAAAGAUUCACAGAGGUCUUGUUCUAAGAGAUGCAAGCAAGAUCAGCAGUAGGGAGAAAGAGUCACCCUGUAGUAAGGCACAUUGGAGGGUUUGGUUAAUUGGGAGAAGGGACUAGACGGGGAGGGCACUCCUCAUUGUGUGUAGGCUAGCGAUUCAUCCUGCACUCUUGCCUCCUUUCCUUUCCGCCUAUAUCUCAGUCCCAGCUUUGUAGUCUAAUGUCACCACUGUUCCUCCAUCUAGAGCUGAGCUCCCUGGAUUAGACUGUAUUGGUAACCCACUGGCUAUGUCCUAGUUGAAAUGCAGUACAUGAAUGGGCAGUUGUGUGCAGGACAGUUACAUCUCCAUCUGGGGCUUAAAUAGCAGGUGCAAACAGCCUCAGCAAUGCCCAGUGAACAGCGUGCAGCACAUGGAGCAAUUUGCCAGGAAAGGAGAAAACUCUUGUGAGGAAUUCCAGGAUGAACACCUGCCUUUUGGGACAUUCCAAAUGGAAAGAAAGGGCUCUUGGACAGUAUCUGUGAGCCUGGUAUAAAUGUGAUCCCUGGCAGGGCCAGAUUAGUGGUAUCAAAAGAAAAGGGUGGGUCCUAAUUCCCCUCAGUUCCAUCCACAGUUGAGUUCAUUUUAGGCAGUGGCAGAAGAACCCACAAUAGCCAAAUGCAGUCUGUGUAUUUUGGCCCUGUUUUGGCUACCAGCUGUCUAUUUAAUACAUUGUGAAAAAUGACAAUGCACUUAAUGCUCUUGCUUUCAUUUCUACUUUCCUUUCCUUCACUCCAAUCUCUUUUUUUUUUCCCUCUCAAGGAUGCUUGUAUAUGCUUUAUUUUGUGAUAUUCAGUAUCUUCCCCUUUAUUUCCUUUAUUUUUCCUCUUUCUCUUUGUUAUGCUUUAAUUCCAUGGCCCCCCUCCCCUUCCCAGUUUCACUCUUGCCUAAUCUCCCAACUUCUCUCUAUUAGUAUGUCCUUUCAGACCUGAAUAGAUACCAUGCUUAUACCAAUAUAGCUGACCUUCAGUGCAGUAUAAAAAA